Messenger RNA from Solanum dulcamara, 1062 nucleotides. Its product is annotated as pentatricopeptide repeat-containing protein At4g02750-like. Gene Ontology annotation, molecular function: protein binding; RNA binding. Gene Ontology annotation, biological process: RNA modification. NCBI's taxonomy places the organism in Eukaryota, Viridiplantae, Streptophyta, Magnoliopsida, Solanales, Solanaceae. Bases 1 to 1062 code for a protein of 353 amino acids. The transcript is spliced from 4 exons. The record is from RefSeq and is a predicted model, not a curated record.
AUGGCAGAAGAAACAUUUUGCCCUUUCCUUGCUAAAGUCACCGAACAAGCUCUCCACUUUGAAUCACCUAAAAUCCCUCCAUGUAUACCUCCUCCGCACCGGUCUUCACCACAACAAUUUCGCCGUCUUAAACUUUAUCACCCAUUGAGCUUCUCUUGGACUCAUGUCGUAUGCAGCUCAGCUGUUCGGUCAAAUUUGGUUAAAAUUGGGGUCAAUCUCGAUAUCUUUGUGGGUACUAGUUUGGUUGAUUUUUAUACUGCCAUGGGGGAUUUGAACUUGACGAAGAAAGUUUUUGAGGACUUGCCAGAUAAAGAUGAGGUAACAAGGUAUGCGAUGUUAUCUAGCUAUGUUAACAAAUUUAAUGACAUGGGGAAAGCUCGGGAUUUGUUUGAAAAGAUACCAUGUAAGGAUCUUGUAAUUUGGGAUACCAUAAUCCUGGAGUAUGUCAAAGCUGGGGAGUCAGAGCUAGCAAAAAAAUAUUUUGAUAGAGCGCCUGUUAAGGAUUUACUCAUGUUCAAUACAAUUUUAGGUUGCCUUGCCAAGAAUGGUGAAGUUGAAUGUCUUUUGAGAUUGUUUCAUGAAUUGCCUUGUAGGGAUUUGGUAUCUUGGAAUACGAUUAUUGGAGGGCUCGCUGGAGCUCUAGAUACUGGGAUGUGGUUGCACUCAUAUAUUGACAGGAGGUGUUCUGAGUUAAAUAUUAUGAUUGGGACAGCGCUGGUGGAUAUGUAUUGCAAGUCUGGUGAUUUGGAGAGUGCUGGUUGGUUGAUGAGGAAAAAGUGCUUUUAUGGCAUGUCUGGAGAUUUUGGUUUAACACCAAAGUUGGAGCAUUAUGGUUGUAUGGUUGAUCUCCUCGGUCGAGCCGGUUUGCUAGAUGAAGCGUAUAAUUUGAUUCAAUCUAUGCUAUAUGAGCCACAUGCAGGUGCCUGGAGUGCCUUACUAGGUGCAUGCAAGAUACAUAGAAAUGUUGAACUUGCUGAAAAGGCCAUAGAACACUUGAUCAAACUUGACCUUGAGGAUGGGGGCUACCUAACAAUUAUGUUCAAUAUAUAUGCUAAUGCAUGA